AUGCCCCCCCCCCCCUUCUCCCCACGCCACACACACAUGAUGAUGAUGAUGUAGAAUGUUGGGACAGUGCCCCCCAUCCCCAGCCUGUGCAGCAGCAGCAGCAUCCUCCCAUCCUCUCCCCCAGAUAGAGCCUCCUCCUGCCCGCGCUGUGUCACUCCCCCUCCUCCGUCUCCGCUCCCAGCAGCAGUAGCAUCUGCCGUCUCCGCGCCGCUCUCUCCCUCUGAUACCACUCUCCGCUCCCCCAGCCGAGGAUGUGAUCGGGGGUCUCCGCCUGGCGAGUGAUCAGCGUCCUCCGGAGUGGGCUGUGAUCGGUGUCCGUAUUCCCGGGAUCCCAGGUCCAUCAUGUCCGAGGUGCUGCCAUUCAGCGAGGCCGAGCAGCGGGGGCACUACGCGGACGGAGGGGGGGAUAUGGCCGGACAGAUCCCCCUCACCUGCCGCCUCCAGGACACUGGCAACUUCUAUGGCAGCUCCGGGCAGGGAGGCGGCAAGCGACCCCCUAAACUCGGGCAGAUCGGCCGCAGCAAGAGAGUAGUGAUAGAAGAUGAGCGGAUUGAAGAUGUCCUGACCAUGUCAGAGAAGGCCCCGCCAGCUGUCUAAACGCUUCCAAGGAUCAUCUGACUCAACCAACAAAUUAAAGAAUCCGAUAAACUGGAUCUCUGGCUGCCAUCUGUAACACCGCAAACUCAUUACAACCCCACGCAUAGGAAGACUCAACCACUGGGGGCUCAGAUCCGCCUCGGCCAUUGGAGCGAUGAGAGAUGGGGCAUUCCAUUAAUGUACAAAGGAAAACAACGAACGUUUGUUUGGAAGACACCAAAGUCGAGGCAGAAGCUGAGCUACUGAUUUAGGGGGUAAUAAGUCCCCCUUUCACCUUCUGUAAUAUUUGGGUAGGGUGGGGAGGGGUUGCAUACAUUUUCGGGGUGAAUAACGGCUGCGGGGUGGCUUGUGUCUCGAUUUUGGGGUACCAGUCUAUUAUUCUAAAUCAUUAAAAGAGGAUGACGCGAACAGUUUUUACUUACCCCAUUAUUCAUGGACUUUGCAAAAAUAUUGGGGCAUAAUUACCCUUUGCCAGUGGUAAUAAAGUGUUUGAGCCUGCAUGGGGUAUAUCGUGGAAAGCGCAGCAUUAAUGCAUAGCGACAGAUUUACCCCACACAUGGCUCCAGGUAACGGCUUCAAUGAUUUUACACUUGGAAGACGAUGCAUUUUCUGUCCGGUUCUAGUCGUGCUGCAUGAUACGGUGACAGGGAGAAUCCCCAAGUGCGUCACUUUCCCAAAAACCAAGCAGGGGACACGGUUCCACGCCAUAGUCUGUGACAGCUGGAAUUUCCCUGCAGGCUUAAAGCUACACAGGAACUUAGGUAUCCAUUUAUAGCUGUAGGGCCAUGGAAUGUUUAAAAGACCAUAGGAUGCAUAAAAAAACAACAUAUUGACACAUACGUGCAAAAGUUUUAAGAGCAAACGGUCUGGUCACCAAAUGCUGCAGUCUGUUGUCUUGGAAUGGUCCCAGGGCACCGAAAUGUGUAUCUAUUAUGACCACUCUUAUCGUCUCGUACUGAUCCGGUCAGUUCUUAAAUGUGCUGAAACGGACACGUUGCUCUUCACUAGAGAUUGCACACAUAUUGGCUGAUGGCAAUUAGCACCUGGCCCGAUCAAAUUCACAUUCGAUGCAACAAUAUGUAUAAUUAAAGCUGCUACGCAUUUGAAUGUGGCCCCAAAACAUGAGCGAUAUUAAUUCAGCUGCAAGCAUACAGGCGGUCAGAAGAUUGUUAUUAGGUUAUGCGUGCCUAGUCAUCUGAUGUAGACCUGAGCCCUGAAUGGCUGGAUUGCAUCCAGUUGUGAAACUGAUCACGGCAAAGUCCCACAUUCUCGUACACUUACAUUAGCGCAGGCAUAGUAAGUUUAUAGGAUGCUUUUCAUCGUGAGUCCUUAGACCGGUCGUUCUGCAUACUGACGCUCUUCUUUAUGAGCCUAAACUGGCUGAUAAAAGAAGACAAUAGCUUGCAGUAAGUUAGUUAAUAUUAUCUACAAAAAGAAGUUAAUAUCUCCUGCAAGGCUAUGGAGACUUGUACAUAUAUUUGCGGACGUAUAAAAAAAAAAAUUUAAUAGUACCCGCACUACUGGCCGGUAUGUCUUCCAUUUUUAGUGGCACUUAGAACUUAGUCUAUACGACUAUAUAUAAAUUUGGGGAUUCCUAGGGGUUUAUAUACUAAGCAUCGGGUUCUAAAGCCCAGCCUUCCGUCCGUGUUUAUGGCCGAAAUUUUAAAGGGCAACAAUUCUUCCAGCAAAACAUGGCUAGUAAAAGCAUCGCCCCUUUAAAAUUCGGUCUUAACAUAAUGGGAAGCGCCAGAUUUUGGAAGCCGACGCUUAGUCAAUAAACCCCUUUAGUAUCACUGUGUUAUAUGGCACGACCCACAACCAUUGUCUGAAGAUUGAUGUUGAUCAGGCUUCUGUGUGUAACCCCUUAACCGCCUCCUUGGGCCGACGAAAGGAUUUUAAUCGCAACCCUUUUUUUCUUUGGGAUAAAAACAAACCACAAAAAAAAUCUGUUUCAACAUACGUCUGAAUUCCUAGCAGAGUACUGGGACCUCUCCAGUCCCUUUCGCUCUGUCCUAAAUACUGUUUACAUGAUUUAAUCUUGCAAAAAAGAUAUACAUAUAUAUAUAUUUAUAUAUACAUAUAUAUGUGAUGAACUGUGCACCUUUUGCAUGCAAAAAUAUCGUUUUAACAUGUGACAUUCUUUGAUCGAAUGGAAUUAUUUUUAGCCGUGCAAUAUUGCGUGUUCCUCGACCAUUUGUUUUGUUUAAAACAUAAAAAAAAAGGAACAUAAAGGAGAAAGGAUUAUCAUUUGUAUUUUUUUAAAGAGACAGAAACUAUUGUAUUAUUUUUCUCUUUUUCGUUUCCUUUCCUGUGGCAGGGAACUGUUUUAUUACAGAGAUUUUUAUUUUGUGUGUGUGUGUGUGUGUGUGUGUGUAUGUAUGUACAAUAAGCUCCUUUAGCUAUUCCCUAUAACUGGAGGCGUUGUCUUGGUAAGGAAAGAGUUAAAUAUUCAGUACUUGUGCAGGCGGAUAGGGGUGGGCCGGUCAUCGCGGGGGAGGGGCCUACACCUGGAACCCACCUUCGGUCUGACUUGGCAAUACCACUGACUUCUGGAACGUUAGCGCGUCGGUGCUGAAAGGGUUACGUGCAAAAAAAGUCGCCGACGGUAGCCCCAGUUCUUCCACAGUGAGUGCCAAAUUCCUGCAUAGACUUAUCCAGGAGCUUCACAGCCAGUCAACCAGCUCUAGAAAGUUCCUCCAUUCUAGGCAAAGUGCUGGCACUCUUUCCAGUGCAUUCUGGGAGUUGAUGGUGAUUUUCUGGUUGAACAGUCCCAGAAUCGUAACCGCAGCUCGCAGGGAGGCAAUCUGUGGUUCUCUAGCUACCAUGGAACUUUGCAAGCAUAAGCAUGCUGAGACUUUUAGUUCCCUGGUGACUAGUGGCCGAUACGUUGUUGAGGCCUGUGUCUGUGAGGGGUUUUGUUUACAUUUUGCAUCAAAUCUUCCAAAGAGUACAAGCAACCAAUCAGAUUCUAGCUACCGUUUUAGGAAAUGUACCAAAUGAUAGCUAGAAUUUGAUUGGUUGCUUUGGACAACAUCUCCAUUUGACCUCCUUAGAAGGUUUGAUCAGUCUCCCCUAUAGUGCUUAUGUCAGUGAACUAGAUGGAUUCUCUCUGGAGUUGGUCAGAUGUCACGGGGAUUGGACAGGCAGGGUGAUCCAGUCUUUCUGAAGUGUUCUCGCCCUGUUUUCUUUUUCUCAGCGUACCCAUCUGAUUUCUACAAAGAAUUCUUGUGUCUGUGAUUUAAUUCUUCUGAGUUGUCUUGUGUAUAUGUAUUAUGCAGAGCCGCGAGUGAUAUUCAAUACCUGGCGCUCUUAAGUUCUUCCUUAACGGUCUAGAUCGUGCUUUUUAUCUUUUUAUUCUGUUGGAGAAUGAGGCAGGCAGGACUGUACUACCGUGUUCACAAUGCUGGUUCCGUUUUCCUUUCGCUGUAUUCGCCACUCGCACCUGAUGGAGGCAUUUUGUUUUCAGAACCGCUGUGCCGCCUACGGGUUCGCCAGAAUCUAUUGUCUCAUUGGUCCUGGUGAACUGAGUUUCCAUAAUGGUUCAGCUCACAAAAUGGCCGCCCUUCUGUGCAUAGGCGCCACGUGCACUUUAUAUAGCACUGAAUAUGUUUAUCUGCAUGGCUCAGGUUUUUGCAAACGUCCUGUGGGUACAGAUUUGUUAUAUCAAUUGGAAAAAAGGUGUUAUUCCACUUAUGCCGGAAUAUCUGGAUUUUGUGCAGAAUUUCCUGGCUUUUUUUCUUUUAAAGUGGAUCUUGUGUAGAUAAUCUGGGGUUUGCUGCAAUUAUUACUGUUUGUUAUUGUUUUGAAUGGUGCGUUCCUAUCCAGGCUUUAAUCAGAACUAAGCAACGUGUGACUCUUAGUAAACUGCACCUCCCAGCAAGUGUACCAGGAGAUAUAUCUGAACAACAACGCUGUGUGUAAUUGGUAUUUUACGCCUUGCCCACUAAUGGUAGUGUCAUAUGGAUACAAAAUGGUGUCUGUUAUGGGACAGAUUUUUUAAAUGGUUGCUAUGCGAUGGCCUGCAUAAUAAAUAGCCAGGAAUUCAAAAUAGCUGGUAUAUGACGAAGUGUAAAAGAAAUAGGUCCUCAAAAUGGCUGCUACGUGAUAAACUGUGUAAGAAAUAGGAUUUCAAAAUGGUUGCUAAGCAACAAACGGUAUAAUAAAUAGAAUUUCAAAAUGGUUGCUAAGCGACAAACGGUAUAAGAAAUAGGAUUUCAAAAUGGGUGUUAAGCGACAAACUGUAUAAGAAAUAGGAUUUCAAAAUGGCUGCUUAGUAAGACUAUAAGAUAUGGAAUUUCAAUAUGGCUUCUCUGUUACUGACUAUAAGAAAUGGAAUUUCAAAAUGGCUGCUCUGUAACUGACUGUAUAAGAAAUGGAAUUUCAAAAUGACUGCUCUUUGACUGACUGUAUAAGAAAUGGAAUUUCAAAAUGGCUGCUCUGUAACUGACUUUAUAAGAAAUGGAAUUUCAAAAUGACUGCUCUUUGACUGACUGUAUAAGAAAUGGAAUUUCAAAAUGGCUGCUCUGUGACUGACUGUAUAAGAAAUUGAAUUUCAAAAUGGCUGCUCUGUGACUGACUGUAUACGAAAUGGAAUUUCAAAAUGGCUGCUCUGUGACUGACUGUAUAAGAAAUGGAAUUUCAAAAUGACUGCUCUUUGACUGUAUAAGAAAUGGAAUUUCAAAAUGGCUGCUCUGUGACUGACUGUAUAAGAAAUGGAAUUUCAAAAUGGCUGCUCUGUGACUGACUGUAUAAGAAAUGGAAUUUCAAAAUGGCUAUUCUGUGACUGACUAAGAAAUGACUGCUAGUAAACCAACUAAUAAUAGAAAGAAACUGUGUGCGGGUUAAGAAGGCAAUCUUUGAGUUUCCACAGAAGCAAGCAGUGUUACUUAACUCUUGAACGUGUUUGUGAUAUACAGUGUGUUUCCGUAUGAAAUGGACUAAAGCUCAUCUAAGGAAUAUACUUAAUCCCUUCUUUGGAGUCCCUAUCUCUAAUACAUAUGUUUGGGCACCGUCAGGAUAAUGAGACACGUCCAUGUAUAUUUCCUUCCUCACCAUUCUGUCAUGUGUGUGGUGUGUUUCUGCCAUCUUUGUUGCUGGCAAACCAUCCUUUUUUAUUUUUUUAAUGAAACACUUUAUUAGAGGUUCUAAAAUGUUUAUUUAAAAAAAAAAAUACAAAUUCUCUGUAAAAUCUGUUAAAAUGUAAUAAAUCUGCAAUAUGGUGUCACACUCUGAAUAUGUGCUCAGGGUGAGGAAAAGGAGAUCAGCCACAGCGCAGUGAGGCUGCGGGGUGGAGCCAUUUAGCGCAGUCUUGUGAUAAGCAACCUAUCUCCACAGACCUGCAAACCAGCCGCCCUGUGAGGGAUUCGGAAGCAAAAGCCAGCAUUGGGUGGGUGACAUAUUAAGUAAAUCAUUUGUAAUGAAGAAAAGGAUCAGCAAUGUGCUUCAAAUUUGGCAAUAAUUGGUAGUAAUAAUAACAUUACUAAGGGGUAAAUUCAUGAAGCAGUGGAGAAGUUGCCCAUGGCAACCAAUCAGCAUCUCCCUUUCAUUUGAUAAAGGCUUCCUUCAAAGCUGAUUGGUUGGCAUUGGCAACCUCUACUGGUCCUUUUCUCCACUCUUUUCACGGCUUCAUGAAUAGACCCAUAAGAAACAAAUCCCGGUUGCAAUUUGUUUACGCAGUACGAGUUCUAAGAAAUGCGCGGGGGGGGGGGGGGAGGAUUUAUUGAGGGGCCACAAGACGUUUUCAGUAGAUUUCAAUAUAAGUCACAAUUAUCCCUGAAAGACGCAAUCCGUGCAGUGAGGGGAAAAUACAAUAAUUGCCCCUUCCUCCCCUCAACCGGGCUGUUUUUAUAUUAAUUUAUAGGCUCCUCGUAGUCUUCAUAUGUACAUCCUGACCCACUGCUCCGUGGUCACUGUCUGUCUGCUCCUCCCCUUUAGAAUGUAAGCUCUCACGAGCAGGACCCUCUCCCCUCAUGCUUUUUUCCUUCUCUUACUUCUACUAUCACCUACGCCAUACUCCUUACAGCGGCACCUAACCCUCGGUUUCUGACACCCUGCUGCCUUUGUCAGUGUUAUGACCACUGUUCCAUAUACCCUGUACUUGUCAUGCAUCGUCUUGUACUGUAAGUCGCUGUUUUCUUGUUUUGCUCAUUUGUUUAUGUACUUUGUUAGGCGCUGCGGAACCCUCGUGGAGCCAUAUAAAUAAAGGAUAAUAGUAAUAAUUGUCCACAUCCAUCCCUAUUCUGUAUGUCACCGUUGCGGCCAUUCAUUGUAUUAUUCCUGGCGAAUGGAUAAAGCUAUUCGUGCAUUGAUUAUUGCACAAGGUGAAAUGAAGGACGAGCACUUUUUAUAGUGGCAUCCCAGAGGCUUUGGCGCUACCAGUCGCCUCUUACACUGCACCGGGGCGACACGCAGAGACAUCUAGCGGGGAUGAAUGCAGAAGAGGGCGGGACAGAGCUAGCGCCGCGCCUUGUUGGGUCUGGCCGUUAUAAAUUUCUGCUUUUUCAUUUUUCUUUUUCUUUUUCUUUCUUACUGUACCUCUGAAAUGUGUUUUGCGGCAAACGUAUGCUGUUAAAGGGGUUAAAAUGUGUAACUACAUAGAGGGGACGGGAUGGAGAGGCACUUGAAAUAGUUAUCAUAUAUUACUGCUGUUUUUAUUGCAAUAAAAUGUUGAUACAGUUGA
This is a messenger RNA of Pseudophryne corroboree (corroboree frog), 7276 nucleotides long. It is a transcript of the gene CAMK2N1, whose product is annotated as calcium/calmodulin dependent protein kinase II inhibitor 1. Bases 343 to 597 code for a protein of 84 amino acids. Gene Ontology annotation, biological process: negative regulation of protein kinase activity. The record is from RefSeq and is a predicted model, not a curated record. Gene Ontology annotation, molecular function: protein kinase binding; calcium-dependent protein kinase inhibitor activity. The transcript has 3 exons. Lineage: Eukaryota; Metazoa; Chordata; Amphibia; Anura; Myobatrachidae.